AUGAAUAUUAAGGUGACCGAGUCGGCCGGGUCCCGCCACACCGCAGCCACCGUGGUCGGCUGGGGAAACGUACGGGCCGUGGUGUUCGUUGCAACAGUCAUGUUUGCGGCCCAGCUCGCGGCCGCGCAACAGGUGGCGUUAAAGGCGGGCCGCUUGCCGCGCGUCUACAACGCCCUGAUCACCACCGAUCAGCGUCUGUUGCCCAGCCAAGCGGAACCGAUCGUCACGCCCGUGUUCCGUCCGCUCCAGUUCCUCUACCAAUGGCCCGAAGUGAGGUACGCGGCAGCCCCGUCGUACCCGUCGUCGCGGUCGGAUGUGGAGUCGACUGGUACCGACGACGGAUCGUCCGGACACGAAGUGUCACGGCCCGUCGCUACAGCGGUCUUCGAGAACAGCAGGCCCGCGGACUCUACGGUCGUCAAGAACAACAGGCCCGUGGACGCUACUGUUGUUAAGAACAACAGGCCGGCAGACUCUUCGGUACCGGACGUACCGCCGCCACCACUUCCGGUCACGCGCGGCCAGGACGGUGCCGUCAAGAAGAGACCGGAAGAGUAUCCGCCCGCACCCGGUGGUUUCGCCAUUUGA
Molecule: messenger RNA, 588 nt
Organism: Macrosiphum euphorbiae (potato aphid)
Lineage: Eukaryota; Metazoa; Arthropoda; Insecta; Hemiptera; Aphididae
Source: the annotation of a GenBank genome assembly